AGCCUGAAAGACCCCAUGACUCUUUCGUAUGGAGAAGUGUCGACAGUCUUUCUCUUAUAGAUGCUGCCUGGCCUGCUGGGUUCCACCAGCAUUUUGUGUGUUGUUUGAAUUUGCCGCAUCUACAGAUUUCCUCGUGAUGGCUCUUUCAUAAAAUAACUUUAUAAAAUUGCAGACUAGACGCUGGACAAAGUUUGAGAAGAACCGUUUUCCAUAACCUGAUAACGUUCACACAGUGACCGACCGCGGGCAGAAGCUGAGGGUCAGUUUUAUUCGGUUCCGUUACGGGUUGAAAGAAAUUAGAGAACUGAGUUCCCAGAGACUCCAAUAUCAACUACACUUAAAUCAAAUAUGCCUGGUUUCAGUAACAGAGGGUAACCGAUCUGCAAUUAUUUAACUGGAAAUUAAAUUUGAACAAUAGGUUUAUUUUUGGCGGGCUUUUUUCCAGAUUUCAGUACAUUUUGUGGAGGAGACGGUUAUUUUCCGCGCUUCUACUUUUACGGACUGCUGAUUGGUGAUUAAGGCAGUUCUUCGAUUGGGACAUUUGUCUUCACCAAUGAGAAUAAGGACGAUCACACCAAUCACAAACAUCACUUUGCAUUCUCAAAGAGGGUAUAAAAAGGGCAAGUAGGGGCGGGGUGAACAUUCCUUCAUUCUCAUUGGAGUAGGACUGUGACUGUGGAAAUGUCUGGACGUGGAAAAGGCGGCGCUGGCAAAGCUCGGUCCAAGGCCAAAUCUCGUUCGUCUCGGGCUGGACUGCAGUUCCCGGUCGGCCGGGUUCACAGACUCCUAAGAAAGGGCAACUAUGCUGAGCGGGUGGGUGCCGGAGCCCCGGUCUAUCUGGCUGCUGUGCUCGAGUAUCUGACGGCCGAAAUCCUCGAAUUGGCCGGCAACGCGGCCCGGGACAAUAAGAAGACCCGCAUCAUCCCCCGACACCUGCAGCUGGCCGUCCGCAACGACGAGGAGCUGAACAAGCUGCUGGGAGGGGUGACUAUCGCUCAGGGCGGUGUGUUACCCAACAUCCAGGCCGUCCUGUUGCCCAAGAAAACCGGCGCUGCCAGUAAGUGAAGCGACGUAAGCUGAAUCUAUUUCUCCAAAGGCUCUUUUCAGAGCCACUCACAAUGGCUCUGGAAGGGCUGAGCGGCGGGUUCUAUCCGUCCUUUUGAUAUCCUGCAUCUGUCAGUGCCUCGACAUGUUUCUUCCGCGAAAGAAACCGGAAUAAAUCUGCACAGAAACCGGUUCGUUUCAGUCCCGACUCGUUUUCCCCUCUCAGCAGACCGAAUGAGCUCUCUCCCCUUGCAGAGAGUCAGCGGGUUCCCUAGGCGCAGAGUCAUGAAAUGAACUUCCGGAGUCAGCCCCGGUAGGGAGAAUUUAAUCUCCGAUCACUGAACGACUCCGCUCUUCAUCACCUAGGACCGCGUUGUCUGGGUUCCACAUUGCGGGUUGACCCCGGGCCGUUCCGGUGUGCAGAAGGAGGGAACAUUGCCUGUUCGUUGCUUCAUGAGCGAUUCUCAUCGCCUCACAGAAAAAUAACAUUUGCGUUUUACAUUUCAGAAUCAAGUUUAUUAUCACCGGCAUCUGACGUGAAAUUUGUUAACUCAGCCGCAGCAGUUCAAUGUCAUACAUAAUCUAGAAGAUAAUUAUAAAAUUAUUAAUUAAAAUAAAAAAACAAGUAAAUCAGUUACGUAUAUUGACUGUUAUUUAAAAAAAAGUAAAAAAAAAACAAAUACCGUACAUUAAAAAAGUGAGGUAGUGUCCAUAGUUUUAAUGCCCAUUUUGGAAUCAGAUGGCAGAGGGGAAGAAGCUGUUCCUGAAUCACUGAGUGUGCCUGCAGUCUUCUGUAUCUCCUGCCAGUCACUUCUCUCCAAAUUCCUGUCUGUUUAAGACUUCCCUAAAUACCCCUGUGCUCUCUGCCUCUGACACCACCCCUGACAGUGUACACCAGCAAAACUGUAUAAAUUUCUGUCAGAUCUCUCCUGAGCUGACGCCACUCCAGAGGAAAAAGCUCCCGCAUGUCGAGCCUCUCCUCACCUCACUCCUCCUCCAGACAUCCUGCUUAACAACUUCUGCACCUGCACCGAAACCUCCAUAUGCUUCCUAGAAUGAGGUGACCGGAACUGAACACUGUGCUCUCACUGUGGCCUAACCAGCAUUUUAUAAACUGUAACAUGAUGUCCUGGUGAUUGAACUCAAUGCCUUGCCCGGUGAAGGCAAACAUGCCGUACACCGGCUUUACCACCCUGUCAACCUGUGCUCCCAGUUUCAGGGAACCAAUCUGCCCGGACCCAACAUCCUUCUGUAUGUUAAUGUUCCUGCCAUUACCUGUGUACCCACGCUUUAUGUUGGACGUGCACCCCUGGGUAUCCUUUUCACCACAAUGAAUGUACAGAAUGCAGUGGGAUUAUCUUUAAUCCUGCUCAUCAGAGAUUUUUCAUCACUGUUUCUCACUGCAAAUGGUCUUGAGUUCCCUUCUGUGUUUUAAAUAUCAUCCUCAAACCCCCUGUUUGAAUCCAGCUUCCUAAGCCUUGCAUAAGCUUCUCACUCUUCCUCGACUAAAUUUACUUCCUCUCUCAUCAUCCAAGGUUCCUGAACCUUGCCAUCCUGGACCCUCCCCCUUACAGGAACAAACUGGCCCUGAAUCACUGUGCAGCUGUCUUUAAACAAACUCAUGUCCGAUGAGUAUUUGCCUCAAAAUCCAUCCUUACAGUAUUAAGCAUCAAACUUGGCAUCAAUCUCUCCAUUCAGUGACUGGUGUUCUGGUUCACAUCCCCCUGUCAAUCUCAUUUCAACCCUCCCAGGGAACAACAAUGAACCUCAUGAUUCUGA
Messenger RNA from Hypanus sabinus (Atlantic stingray), 2823 nucleotides. RefSeq names its product late histone H2A.L3-like. The coding region runs from base 682 to 1065 and encodes 127 amino acids. The transcript has a single exon. The record is from RefSeq and is a predicted model, not a curated record. Gene Ontology annotation, cellular component: nucleosome. NCBI's taxonomy places the organism in Eukaryota, Metazoa, Chordata, Chondrichthyes, Myliobatiformes, Dasyatidae. Gene Ontology annotation, molecular function: structural constituent of chromatin; DNA binding; protein heterodimerization activity.